AUAAAUGAGCAUCAUGCCACCAUUUCAGAACAGCUAUCGUUCACAUUGACAUUAUGGCGAGGAAGAAAUUAGGAUGGCAUGUAAAAGCACACUGAUGUCAUGUGCUGUUGCGCUAUAUAUAUUAAUUAGCCUGUUCGGUAAAAGUUCUCAACGUGCACAUGGAGAAGUUCGCAUAGACUUUGAACCACAAUAUAUUCCGUAUCAAGACAUCAGAAAGAUUUUCGAAGCAAAUGAAGAUUGGUGGUUAUACGGUUUCUACUUUUCUACCGGAGGUCUUUCAGAAAAUAACAAAGAUUGCACACUUUUUCACAAAGAGCAACAAACAGACAAUCGGAUAACUUUGAAAGCCAUCGGCGGCAAGGGCAGUGAUCGGAUAGAAAGAGACAUCAUAGGAUAUUUCUAUCAAUGCAAGGACGAAUACAAUACUGAAGGGAACAAACGAAAGAAGCCGAAUUGUGUCAGACUACAACCACCAGACACAACGUUCGGGGAAAAAUUGAGAUUAAGUUAUACAGACAGGAAAGAGUGCGCUCUUUUGCGAGUCCUCGACGUUGGCGAAGGAACGGGCUGCCUGGUUCUUCUUCGCAAUCCGGAAAGAGGAUUGACAGGAACUUGUGAAAGCAUGUAUAAAAAUGUUUGCGGAGAGGCAGUAGCACUUCAGAAGACGUAUGACGCAUCUUGCACAAAGAAAAACUAGGGAAAAUAGGAAGUCAAGGGUACAGAAUAAGACCAAGACAAUCAGGGAAACCCGGGUAAACAGGAAGAGGUCGAUGAAGUUAAAUAAAGAAAACAACCGUUGCC
This is a messenger RNA of Dermacentor andersoni, 801 nucleotides long. Lineage: Eukaryota; Metazoa; Arthropoda; Arachnida; Ixodida; Ixodidae. The record is from RefSeq and is a predicted model, not a curated record.